This is a messenger RNA of Trametes versicolor FP-101664 SS1, 1250 nucleotides long. RefSeq lists its product as uncharacterized. The record is from RefSeq and is a predicted model, not a curated record. The annotation marks the transcript as partial. The transcript has 5 exons. Lineage: Eukaryota; Fungi; Basidiomycota; Agaricomycetes; Polyporales; Polyporaceae.
GCCUCUCUCUACAGCCACGUAUCCCGCCGUCUCACCCUCCUCGGCCUCUCCUGGCACGGCAAUCGAGACCUGCACUCUCUUCUUCAGCACGUCCUUGGGCAUCCUCGUGCCUACACGCCAAUCAGAGACCUGGAGCGCACGUCGAGGAGUCUCACAGGAUGUUGGAUACGACGACGUAGCGGACAUCGCCAUCUGGUACGCCGUCUAUAAGUCAACGAUCCCUGGACACACCGUCAUACAUAAAGCGAUACAUCCGAGUACAUAGUAUCUACGUCGACCUCAGGCGUCAGGCGAGCACCAACCGCGCUGCGCUGGGUGACCGACCUCUACGCUCUGGGACCGGCCUCAUGGUCUCGAAACUCAAAUUUUACGCAUAUACGAACCGCAGAUCAUAGAUGCGACAGAUUGAGCAACACCCGCGCUGCGGGUCGUCUUCGUCCAUGCCCUUCGGCCCGCGCGCUAUAAUCGAUGGCUAGCAAUUUCCCCUCGCACAGCUUAGCGUCGUACGAGUCCGCCGAUGACCCCAUCGACAAGCCCGUAUUGAACAAUACGCAGAGGUGUGCGCUGCGCGUCUCAACCCCGUCUCCGCCUUCGCGAGUGCACCACGUAUGUCCCCCGCGUCACACAUCUCCUCCCCGGUGUUCCGCGGCCCAACAAGAGACCAUCGCUCUACGAUGAUGCGGAACCCGGCGAUGCCGCCAGCACGACGGGAGACUCGGCCGCACCGGGGCUUCCACUCCACCCCAGGAACGACCGACGCCCCUCGCGUACCCAAACACGGUCCUAGUAGGGCGUGUCUGUGCCCGCAUAGGAAGGGCCAUGGCGCAGAGGACAAAACUCGAGGCGGUACUAGGAACAAACACGCGGACCUCCCAAUGCGGCGGGGUCGCACAGACUACAGCGCUAGCUGUCUGUGGUCCACCGACGACCCGAGAUCGCAACCCAGCACUCCAACCCCAAACACUGCGCGACGCAAGCGCUGCCAUGCAUCUCAGCAGAACACGGAUCCGGCACGGCCGGAUCCCGUCCUAUGCGCGUCGCGCCAACAGCUAGCCCUUCGCGCUCGUCUGCGUGCUCGUCUACCCGCCCGUGGCCCCGCGCGGGCGUUCGCAUGUGCCUGGAAGCCUGCUUUGGCGGCAGCACGCGUCCAUAGCGACCUCGUCACCGGAUUCCUGGCGCGCGACACUCCGUGCUCCGACUCGUCGCUCGCUGCUCAAGCACUCAAGACCCGCUGGGGCUGCUGCGAAGGA